GCCCCGCCCCGGCUCCUGGAGGCCCAGUUGCCUGGCCCGGGGCGUUCCCGCCCCUCUGGCCGGAGGCCUAAGAGCGAGCUCCUGCACUUACCCCGCUCUCCCUGUGUGGUUGGUGCGGUCCAUGGCGAGCGCAUCAUGGCGAUCGAAGGUGGAGAGAGAACCUGUGGAGUACAUGAACUUAUCUGUAUUAGAAAAGUCUCUCCAGAGGCAGUUGGAUUUUUGUCAGCGGUUGGGGUGUUUAUUGUCUUGAUGCUGCUCCUUUUUCUCUAUAUUAAUAAGAAGUUCUGUUUUGAAAAUGUUGGAGGGUUUCCAGAUCUUGGUUCAGGAUACAAUACACGGACGAAUUCACAAGAUAAAAUGUAUAAUUCCUACAUGGAUAGAGAUGAGCCUGGUUCAUCCUCUGAAAGUGAAGAUGAAGCACUGGGUAAAUAUCACGAGGCCUUAUCCAGAACACACAAUUCCAGGUGGCCAUUGGUAGAUUCUAGACAAAAGAGCUAUGCCUGGGAAACAAGGCAGAAGUACAGCCCCCUGUCUGCAGAGUACGACGGGUACAGCACUGAGGCAUCCAUGGAGGACGGAAACUGCAUUCAGAGAAUGAGGAGGACACCUCCAUUGGAUGAGCUGCAGCCACCACCUUACCAAGAUGACAGCGGUUCUCCUCACCUCUCAUGCACACCCUCCGAAGUUGGGGAUGCCAAGUGUGAAAUUUCCCACUGCAGCAACAGCCCAAGGUGUUCUUUCAACAAGUGCCCCAGUGAAGGAAGCACAGGUCACGAGGCUGAGAGCUAUCACAAUAAAGGAUAUGAAGAUGAUGUACCUAGCGACAGCACAGCAGUCCUUAGCCCUGAAGACGUGUCAGCUCAAGGAUCCUCCUCACAGCUUCCUAAACCUUUUGAUCCAGAGCCAGAAGCUAAGUAUGGCACAUUGGAUGUGACUUUCGACUAUGACUCUGAAAGACAGAAGCUUCUGGUAACAGUGACAGCUGUCACAGACAUUCCAACAUAUAACAGGACAGGUGGCAACUCGUGGCAGGUACACCUUGUUCUUCUACCUAUAAAAAAACAGAGAGCCAAAACCAGCAUCCAGAGAGGACCAUGCCCUGUCUUCACAGAAACAUUCAAAUUUAACCACGUUGAAUCCGAGAUGAUUGGAAACUAUGCAGUUAGGUUUAGACUAUAUGGUGUCCAUCGCAUGAAGAAAGAAAAGAUUGUGGGGGAAAAGAUUUUUUAUUUAACAAAGUUGAAUCUUCAAGGGAAAAUGUCGUUACCGGUGAUACUGGAACCUUCAUACAAUCCUUCUGGCUGUGACUCUCAGGUGAGCUUGUCUGAGGCAUCCUGUGGUGACAGUACAUCCUCCUGUCAGUCUCUUCAACAUGGCUCUGUUCCAGAAAUCCUCAUUGGGCUCCUUUACAACGCCACCACUGGAAGACUAUCAGCAGAAGUGAUCAAAGGCAGCCACUUCAAAAACCUGGCAGCUAACAGACCACCCAAUGGACUGUUCUGUUGUCUAAAACACUUGAUAGGUGGACAGGUUUAUAUAAUCCGAGAUACAUAUGUUAAGUUAACACUGCUGAAUUCCAUGGGCCAAGAGAUGUCCAAAUGCAAGACAUCCACCCGCAGAGGGCAGCCAAAUCCGGUGUACAAGGAAACUUUUGUUUUUCAAGUGGCCUUGUUUCAGCUUUCUGACGUGACUCUGAUACUGUCUGUGUAUAACAGGCGGAGCAUGAAAAGGAAGGAGAUGAUAGGCUGGAUUUCCUUAGGUCUGAACAGCUCCGGGGAGGGGGAGCUCAGACACUGGACUGCAAUGAAGGAGUCAAAGGGACAGCAAGUGUGCAGGUGGCACGCACUGCUGGAGUCCUGAGGAAGUCGGAAGACUGCUGCAAGCCCAGCACUGCCUCAGAGGAGCCGUUCCCUAGAGAGUCCUCUUCAACACCCUACCAUGACGCUUCACAUCAGCGAGAGACGGUCCAGCGCUGGCUGAGGGGAAGGAAGCUUUGUCUCUGGUAGAGCAAGCUCACAUGAGAAACCAAGAAACUGUGUCCUUAAUGUUCAGCAGCCCUCCAGAAAUCAAAUUGCAUACUUUUUAUUUGAACUUGAUUUUCUUAGUGAAAGAACUAGGAAUUCCGUGGAGAUUGUGGCUUUAAACCAGAAUUUCCAUUGCAGCACUACAUAUCAUCACCCACAUGCUGUCUGUAAGGCAUUCCGAUGGCCAGUCCUUGGGUGGAUCUCAGUGAGCACAGUCCUGUCUCAAGGGGAAAGUUCACUCACACUAAUGAUACUUUCAUUUAGAUAUGUUCUCUCUGUGCCUCAGCCUUUAUAGUACUAAGCCAAGUGCAAAAUUCCCUGAAGGAUAGUUUAAGGUUGGUUGGUUUGACGUUUAUUUCUUUACCUCCCUUUUUUUUUUUUUUCUGAUCCAAAGAGACCAUGUCCUUAUGGUCCCUUGCAAACUGUUAUGACCGUACUGCAGAACUUCAUAACUUUACGUUGAAGCCCUUUAUGUACCAUGUGUUCCAGAGUAGGAAAUGGUAGAGCAGAGCUGUCAUUUGGAAUUGCUUUCAGUGGUCAGUCUUGACAGCUGUGCAGUGCAGCAGACACAGUAGAUAGCUGUUGAAAUUGGAAGACAACUCUAGUUAAAAGGAAUCUUGAUUAUCUGUUCCAAGUAUCUAGUCUCCAACAGGAGUAAAACAGGUGGCAUUCAAAACAGAACCUCCUGGAGUCCUUCCUCACUCCCAUUUCUUUGUGGCUCUCAGUUUUAUUCUACUUCAAAUCAUUCUGAGAUCCCUUGUGCUCUAGUGACUUGUGCUGUGUCUGUGAUGUCGUCAGCAUGAUGUCACCCUGUGCCUUCCAUGCAAGUUGACCUUGAUUACACUGCUGGGAAGCCAUAGUUGUGGGUUUGGCCUUCAGCACUCGUAGGUAUGAAGCUCCUUGGCAGUCCCAUGGCCUUGCCCUACUCUGCAGGAAGCGGGGCCAUGUACUGUGCUGGCCUCCACACUGCAAGCAUUUCCCUGUCGUGUUUUCAUAUUUAAAAACUACAGGUCAACUGGAAAUAGUGAAAGCUAUUUUCUUUUUAAUUUUUCUUUUUAACAAAAUUUUAUGCAUAUACUCUAAUAGAGUCCAUUUUGUAUACAUGAAAAUAUUUUCCUUUUGCUCUUUCUCAUUUCUAGUUAAACUAGACAAAAGCAUACUAUUUACCAAUUAGUGAAAAGCUAUAUCACGGUUCCAAUCCCAGCUGAGCACUUUGGACUGUUACUGUGAACUAGAACUCAUCAGUACCAAACUAGCAGAGUCAUGCACUGACUUACUAAAAUGUGGCAGUACUGAAAGGCCUUAAAAAAUCCAAAAGGCCAUGAACUUCUACAGUUUUAGCUUAAAAGAAGGCAACUUUAUACUUUCAAGCUCAUCAUUUUAAGGAAAAGAAAAUGCAAGUAAGAUGCACAGAGUUAGUUUUAAAAUGGAAGUUUCAAGCCCAGCAUAGUGGCUCAUCCCUGUAAUCCUAGCACUUGGGAGACUGAGUCAGGAGGAUUGCUGUGAUCUUGAGGCUAGCCUGGACUACAUAGUUCCAGGCCUUCCUGGGCUACAGAGUGAUAACUGUACCACCAAAAUAUUAUGUUACAAAGUUGCAUUAGAAAAAAAAGAAAAAGAAAAAGCAUCCUUCUAUCCUUCCAUUAGUGAACUUCUCAGAAUUGCUUUGUUAUAAAGUGAGUUUGGUUAGAAAUUAAAACAUGAACAAGAAGCAAAAUAGUUGGGUUUUUUAAGUGUUAUUGAAGAAUAGAGUGAGGCAAAAAUGUGAACAGGAUAUAGGUUACACUGAAAAUUAGGUACAGGCAUUUGAUGCUCCAAUGAGCCUUCACUGGCUUUGAAACAACCGCCCGCAUGGUUAACAGCUGCUGUCUUCCUAAUAAAGUCUCUGGUCUAUUUUGCAACAAAGCUCAAUUGGACAUUAUAAGACCAACCUGGUGCUUUCACUGUGUUGAGAGGAAAAUCUGUUAUUUGUUAAACCUCCUUCCUGGAGAGUGGGCUCAGAACUCUGAAUACUCCCAAAGAUUUUCAGGGGUAUCUGGCAUGGUGUAAGUAUCACUUCAUGUAUGGCCUGGAAGUUGAUUCAGUCUUCUUUAACAUUAGGAAAAGCCCCCCUCUAUCCCAUUUGCCAAGUCCUCAAUGAUUAUAAACUAUGUAUGUGCAUAUAACUACACAUGUAGCAUGCUGUGCACAUGUAAAGGUGAGGGUGUCCUGCCUUUUCACAUAACUGAAUAGAAAGGCAGUUCCACUGAUCAUGGAUUGCUGCUUUUCUUCUCUGUGUAACUUCUAAAUGUGAUACUAGGUUUGUAGCCAAAUGCUGCCAUUCUACUGCAUAUAAAGCAAGUAUACAACUUAUUCUCUCCUGUGAUUUAACACAAAUACUUCUCCAAAUUAUCUGGGCCACAGAUGUUGACUCAGGAACUUGAAAAUGACAGUCUACACCCUUAUUAUUCUGCUAAAGUCAAAUGAAAUGUCCAGAUUCAACAACUGACUGGUAUAUGGGUAUUCACGAGCCUAGCUUCUUAACUUCCCUGAUGUGGUUGUCAAUCACUGUCCAGAAGUGCAGUAUUGUCCAAACUUUAAGAAGCUUCUGCAGUCUUGGUGCCUGAAUACUAGCCACCUUUUAUUUGAAAUACAAUUGCCUAUCAUCUCACUGCACGUUGAUGAGUUUUCAGUAGCAUUGUUCUCACUGACAAAAGUAGUCAUUAGGCCAUGUUUAAAGAAACAGAAAAUACUUAAGCUGCCUGGAUACCUGUGCUGUCGUUGUAAAGUUGGGUACUGGCAGGGAGUCUGAUCUGAUCUGUGCAAAACCCAGCUCUGUCUGCUAAGUCACUGCUGCUCCACAAACUGGGAGCAUAGCCAGGCCUUGGGAAUGUGGGUGCAUCAGUAGGAAAAUGGUGACAGUCUAGCAUGUUCUUGGCCACAAGGAAUACAAAUGAUAUCACAGCUUUACAAGGGGAUAAGAAAUAGGUGAGCUGUUUGAAGUGGUGUAAGCCCAGUGGUCACCAACUUUUUUUUUUUAAUUCUUGUUCAGGUAUUAAUAGAAAUAACACAAAGUUCAUUUGCAUAAAGCUACCAUUUACCUCCAUAGACUGAAGAAUUCCAUAGGGGAAAAAAAAAUUCACAUUGCUAGUUGUUCUUCACAGUUCUUUUUUCAUAUUUUCUUUAUAGUCCAAAAUUCUUCCUCUUCAUCUGUCAAUUGAAUGUGGCCAUCAGUAUCAUUGUUGCCAGCCAAUGAUACUAAAACAGGAUGAGGCAUGUGGUAAAGCACCUUAAAGCCUCCACACUGACAGUACUGAUGAUAGUUACAUCCAUAACUUAGUAAAGAGCUAACACAAGAAUGUACUGUCUUAUUUGACUCACAAAAUAUGAAGAGGCAAGUAACAUCAUCAGUGUUUUAUUCAUGAGAAAGUUGCUGCAUGGAGAAGCUGAGCUGACCCCCUAAGGCUGCCCCCUCUUAAGUAAACCCAGUAGAACUGUGAUUGCUCCAAACCCACUCAUGCGCAUUGUAUCUUAACCCAGUUUAUUAUGGGUGAGAGGAACAGCAUCAUAUUGGGAAAGUCCUGCCCAGCUUAUCUGAAUGGCAGAGAGAGGCCCAAGAGAAGAGAGCUGGGAAAGAGAGGAGACAGUGAAGGGGGCUUGCCUUCUCAGGACACAAACCAUACUUCGGUAUCAUAGUUUGUGAGUGAUUUUUAUUUAAGGACUUGGGAAUCUGUUUGUUGUGUCUACACUGUACUUAGAUUCUGAAGAUGUAUUAACUCAUUUGUUCUUCUUGACCAAGGUAUUUCCAUUGCCUCUAUACACCUUUCUAUGCCGAGAAAUGACGGGAUGUCUGAUGACCUGUACUUGUGUCAGGGGUCAGAGGAGAGAAUGUUGCCUUCCUGAGCACACUUACCCAAGUUUGUUUAUAUUUCUUUUGUUAAAGUUUGUUAAAAUUAGACAAGAUUCCCACCUACUCUCUUUCCCUUCAUUGUUAGUGAUUACUAUGUCCUAGAGUCUUUAUGAGCCCUUUGGCUAAUAGGAGGCACACAACAAGUGCUGAUGAGUAAAGCCUCUAUGGUAGAAUCAACACUGCCGUUGUGAAAGUUUUCUGUGAGCCUUGUCUCCUAAUAUAUAUGUGUGAGGACCCCACUGUGUGCCAGGUGCUGCUGAAGAGACUACAGGUUGGAUGGGCAGUCUUCCCUCAUCUUGUAUUUUAAUGUAUUGAGACAGCAUCGGGUGGUGUCUUUCAUUAUAAUAUAUGAGGUGUAGAGAGAGGCAUGUGCAGGGGAUUGGGGUUGAGUAGGAAAGUUACAUGGUGAGUUCCAUUAGAAGACAAGAGAAAAAGAAUACUGGUUUGACUCCCAUCAAACUCCCCUUUGUUAAACACAGACAGUGGCUCCCAAGUUGUAAUGUACCUAAGAAUUCUGUCCAGGUUCUAGCCAGAGAUUCUGUUUCAUUUGGUAUAGAGGAAAGUCUGAGAGUCUAGAUCUGAAAUCCUAGCUGGGCAGUACUGGGAAAUAAUAGUUUUGUUUCUUAUCUGCAAUUGUUGGCAGCAGAUUCUGUGCCCAUAGAUUAGUAAGGUUUGUAGUCUCUGGGUAUCUAUGAGGAAGCAAGCUUCUUGUGGAUGAAGGAUCACAUUCUCUCCUUCUGAUCUCUCUCAUGCUGAUUAACACAAUUUCCAAAACUAUAAAACUGAAGUUUUAUAAAGUCAGAGGAAGGCCUUUUUAAAGGUGAGGAUGACAUUUUGGCAGCUUUGUUGGAUAAAUACUGAGGAUAUUAAUAUGUCCUGUAAUGCACCAACAUUUGUUUGCCAGGGGGAAACAAGGACAAAUGUGACAAGUGUACUGACACUGCACUCAAGUGUUGUGAGUGAUUAUCUCAAGCACAGCUAGAAAUGUGUGGUGAUACUUCCAAAUAAUUUGAGUUUACCAAGAGAAAAACUGUAGUAGUAAUGUAUUUUAUAAUUUAAUUUUUUGUGUUUAUACAUAGUUAUACUACAAUAACUUUAGCAAAAACAAUAUAGCAAUUCUGAGGAACUUUAGAGCUUAUACGAAGGGGACAGCCUUUGCCUGAGCUGGCGGUGCUGGCCAUGUCCCAGCAACUUGGCUAGACUUAUACCUGAAUUCUGAAAUAAGCAAGUAUAUCGGUACUAUUUCUCAGUGCUGGAGCUAUGAUCUGUUAGAGUCUGAUAAGUGUUGUGACCUAGUCUUUUUCUAAAACCCAAGAGGUUCAUCACUACUCUGGGGCAUUGCUUCUCAAAAAUAAUGUACUUUUUAUAGAAAAACUCAAUCAGUGGAUCUUUUUACUUGGUAUCCCUUCUCUUCUUCCCCCAAUCCCUCCUCUCUUCCUUUCUUUGAGUUUUUGAGGCAAGAAGCUUCCUUAAUAGUCUAGUUUCUACGGAGCUUUCGUACUUAUUUUUCUAAUAAUAGGUGUAGCUGAAUGAUGAUGUUUAACUGCUCUGUGAGCAGAAUUCUCAACCAACCUGAAGAAAUGUGCUGCCUAUUGGUGUUUCCUUUGAUCUCAACUGUGUCUGACCUGUUUGCUAGUGACUUUCACCCAUGAAUGGACUGCUCAUGUGCAUAGUAUGUCCAUGUACAUAGUAUGUCCAUGUGGUCAUCAGCAGUGCUGUGUUGUUAUCACAUAUUUAUAUGCACUUGGUCAAAACAGAACCUGAUGAGUGUGUGAGCCAUCAUUUUGUUAGAGUGAACGGCUGAACCCCCUUUGUGUCGUUGGAGUCACGCUGCGCGUCUGUUGCCUUUAAACUCUCAUACCUUCUUUUGUACUCUACACCGACUGUCGCGGUGCCUUUUUCCUUUUGUAUAAUUGUAUUACAUUAAAAAAUUGCUGACCUGUGUGUAAAAAUGUUAAAACUACACCAGUCCAAGGAGAUUUUAAUGGCCGUCCAAUUUUCCAGAGAAUAAAUUUU
Mus pahari (shrew mouse) is the source of this 7926-nucleotide messenger RNA. RefSeq names its product synaptotagmin 14 (gene Syt14). Lineage: Eukaryota; Metazoa; Chordata; Mammalia; Rodentia; Muridae. The coding region runs from base 136 to 1860 and encodes 574 amino acids. The record is from RefSeq and is a predicted model, not a curated record. The transcript is spliced from 9 exons.